Messenger RNA from Meloidogyne enterolobii, 1720 nucleotides. Lineage: Eukaryota; Metazoa; Nematoda; Chromadorea; Rhabditida; Meloidogynidae. The record is from the annotation of a GenBank genome assembly.
UUGGAAUAUUGUACAUCUUUCAUUUACUGAAACACAUGCAAAAUUUGGAACGGCUGAUUCUAAAGAGUUUUUUUCGCAUUGCGCCUGGAGAUUUGAAUUUUAAUAGAGCUAGAAAGGAAUUAAUUAAAGCUUUUGGUUGGCGCCGUGUUGGAAGCAUUAAACAAAGCGACCAUUCCUCUCUAGCCUUAGCACAUGAACGUUUAACUACAAAACUUGAACUUGGAGGUGUGCAGGUUGUGUAUACUGCAAGUUUGAGUGGGGAGAGUAAUGACCAGGCAAUUGAAGCAGAAUUGGAUGAAUUGAAGGUUUGUUUAUUUUUUGGGGUUUAUUCUGUUUCUGAUUUUUUUAUUCUGUUUUUCAGUUCUGAUUUUUGUUCUGAUUUUUCUGUUCUGCACAGAGAUGUUCACAUAUUUAUUGCCGAUCUCAGCCGUUCUCUAGCUCUCCGUGUAUUUUGUGUUGCCUUCCGUUUAGGCCUCUAUGGAAAUAAUUUUGCUUGGAUUCUCCCAGGAUUUAAAAUUUCUCCAGACGGGACAAUAAAUAAUUUUUGGUGGCAAAAUAAUUAUUUAAAUAUUCAAACAAAUUGUUCUUUGGAAGAAAUUGAAGAAGUUUUAACUGGACAUUUUGCUUUAGAUCAAGCACUUAUACGGCCUUAUGAGAAAGGAAAAGAAGAAAUUUUGGCUAGUGGGAAGACUCCAACCCAAAUUCUCGAAGAAUUCCACCAAAAUUGUUUACAAGAAUAUGGUUCAAAUACAGAAUGUCAAACAGAUUCAUUAGCACAUUCAUCUUACGCUUAUGAUGGAAUUUUGGCUUUAGGCUUGGCUUUAAAUAAAAGUUUGAUUUUAAAAAAAGGAGAGGAAGAAGAAGAAUUUGAAAUUGACAAAAAACUUUUUGUUUCAAAAAUGAGAAAAACAGAUUUUGAAGGUUUAAGUGGAAGAGUUCGCUUUGAUGAUAAAGGGGAAAGGCUUGGAUUGGUACAAAUACAACAAUUAAUUAAUGGUUCGUAUUCAAUUAUUGGAUUUCUGGAUAAUGCUGAAGGACGAUUUCAGUUAAACAAGGAUAUAGAUUGGAUUCCACCAGCCGAUUCAACACUUUUAUUGCGUAGAAGAGAAUAUGUUUCUGCACUUUUAUUAAUAAUAAUGUGUUCAUUAGCUUUUGCUGGUAUUUGUUUGGCUUUGAUUUUUUUGAUUGUUAAUAUUAAAUUUAGAAAUCACAGAUUUAUAAAAAUGUCCAGUCCGAUUAUUUGUGGUUCUUUAUGUGCCUAUUUAACUAUUUUUCUUCUUUCUGUGGAUACUAGAAUGGUCAGCAUACGACGUUUUGAACAGUUUUGCUAUGCAAAAGUUUGGAUUCUUUGUUUUGGUUUUACCCUCGCUUUUGGUUCAAUGUUUAGUAAAACAUGGCGUGUUCAUUCAAUUUUUACUAAUAUUAGACGUGACAAAAAAGCAAUAAAAGAUUCCAAACUUUAUUUAAUUGUUGCUUGUUUGUUGGCGAUGGAUGGGGCAGUUUUGCUUUUAUGGGCGUUGAUUUCACCCUUUAGAUUGUCUUUAGCUGAACGAGGACAGUUUGUUAGUUUGUUUGAUUUUUUGGGUAACUUUCAUGAUAUAAAUUUCUGUUUGAGUUAGGUACGUAGUCAGGGGGAAGGGAACAACUUGUGAUUCUUCCGUCCCCAAUUUUGAUUCAGGUGUCCUCCGUGGCUCUAAUGGCUCCUUAUUUUGUUUUUUCC